This is a messenger RNA of Quercus lobata, 704 nucleotides long. RefSeq lists its product as uncharacterized. Bases 127 to 471 code for a protein of 114 amino acids. The record is from RefSeq and is a predicted model, not a curated record. NCBI's taxonomy places the organism in Eukaryota, Viridiplantae, Streptophyta, Magnoliopsida, Fagales, Fagaceae. The transcript has 2 exons.
GUAGGAUUUUUAGGUGGAUGCAGGCCAUUUAUAGGUUUAGAUGGUUGUCACAUAAAGCACAGAUUUGGUGGGCAAAUCUUAUCUGCCACUGCCAAGGAUGCAAAUGACAACAUUUUUCCAGUAGCCAUGGCUGUUGUGGAACAAGAAAUCAGGGAGUCUUGGAUAUGGUUUUUGGAAAUUUUUGCUGAUGAUAUAGGGAGGCCAGAGGAGCUUCAGUUGGUCUUCAUUUCUGAUAGGCAAAAGGGGCUUAUACCUGCAAUAGAGACACUAUUCCCUACCGUGGAGCAUAGAUACUGUGUGAAACACAUCUACAACAAUUUCAAAGUUGAUCACAAGGGAUUGGAGCUGAAGGAUGCAUUGUGGAGGUGUGCUGCUGCCACAACAGUAAGGGAGUUUGAGAGAUGCAUGCAGUACAUAAGGGAUUUGGAUGAAAAGGCAUAUGAGUAUCUUGCAAACAUUGCACCUACAUAGUGGACAAGGUCACACUUCACUCCUAGGGCCUUAACAGAUUGUUUGGUAAAUAAUUUGAGUGAGUCUUUUAAUGCAAUGAUAUUGAAGUCUAGGGACAAGCCUAUCUUGGCAAUGUUGGAGUGGAUUAGGGUUAGACUUAUGACUAGACUUUACACAAAAAGGGAAGGGAUACAGAAGUAUGUUGGAAAGUUGUGUCCAAGCAUACAAGAUAGGUUGGAGAAAUUGAAGGUUGA